Saccostrea echinata is the source of this 3581-nucleotide messenger RNA. Its product is annotated as solute carrier family 41 member 1-like. NCBI's taxonomy places the organism in Eukaryota, Metazoa, Mollusca, Bivalvia, Ostreida, Ostreidae. Bases 61 to 1659 code for a protein of 532 amino acids. The record is from RefSeq and is a predicted model, not a curated record. Gene Ontology annotation, molecular function: monoatomic cation transmembrane transporter activity. Gene Ontology annotation, cellular component: plasma membrane. Gene Ontology annotation, biological process: monoatomic cation transport. The transcript is spliced from 11 exons.
AUAAAAGACUUACUGUUUUGACAGUAAAGUUGAAGAAGCUGGCAAGGAUGUAAGUGGAUAAUGGCUGAUGGGAGAGCAGGAAGCUACAACCUUCGAAGCCGCCGAAAAAUGGUUCCCAAUACCCCUGACCUACUUACUCAGACGUCCCCAUCUGACCAUUCCUCCAUUAUUCCUCAACACAAAGCUAAACCUAACAAUGUGAUAGAGCUUCAGGGCAUCAUUCCACAUCAGAAUGGGCACCAUGGCAGAGGGGAGAGUGAUGUUUAUCUUGGAUCUGAAGAGGAAGAGACUGUGUUUGAACAGACAAGUUUAACUCAGCCAUUGUUGUCAGGAGAUUCUCCCAGUGAUGGAGAAACAAGUGUAAAAGAAUCUCAAGUGCAGCUAAAAGAAAAAGAUGAGGGUUCAUUCAGCAUUGCCCUACAAGUAUUUAUUCCAUACAUUAUUGCAGGAUUUGGGACUGUUGGUGCUGGUAUGGUCCUAGAUGUUGUUCAGCACACAGAUGUUUUUAUACAAGUAUCUGAGAUCUUCAUCCUCGUCCCCUCUCUCUUGGGAUUGAAAGGAAAUCUGGAGAUGACAUUAGCCUCAAGACUAUCUACUCAGGCAAAUUUAGGGAAUAUGGAUAAAAAAUCUGAGCAGUGGAAGAUGAUUGGUGGCAAUAUGGCUCUUGUACAGUGCCAAGCAAUAGUGGUAGGAUUUUUGGCCUCUGUGGUUGCCAUGAUAAUGGGGUGGAUACCCGAGGGAAAAUUUAAUGUUCACCAUGGCCUCUUGUUGUGUGCCAGCAGUGUACUAACUGCUGCUGUGGCCAGUUUUGUAUUAGGUGCUUUAAUGGUUUUAGUAAUUUUGGUGUCAAGGAAAUUAAAAAUAAAUCCAGACAAUAUAGCCACCCCUAUUGCUGCUAGUCUAGGGGACUUGACCACACUGUCUCUUCUUGCUGGGGUUUCCAUGCUGCUGUUUAAAGCAAUAGGUACCCAAGUGUGGUUGGCACCGACCAUCAUCGGUGUAUUUCUGGUGCUAACCCCUUUGUGGGUGUACAUAUCUGUCAAAAACCACUACACAAAUGACGUCAUCUACUCCGGGUGGACACCAGUGCUCAGCGCAAUGGUCAUCAGCAGUGUUGGAGGCCUGAUUUUGGAUUACACUGUAGCUAAUUAUCAUGGUAUUGCUGUAUUCCAGCCUGUUAUUAAUGGUGUAGGGGGUAAUCUGGUAGCAGUACAGGCAAGCAGAAUAACAACUUCUCUGCACAUGACAGGAAGUAAACCUGGAAAACUCCCCUCUGGUGCUUUGAGAGGUUGUCCCAAUCCUGGGGGAGCCUUCUGUGGGACAACCUUGAAUUCUCGAGCAGCCAGAGUGCUGAUUGCUCUAGUUAUACCUGGACAUUUAAUAUUCAUGGUCACUAUUUCCUACAUGAAGGCAGGACAUACCAGUAUUACCUGGACGUUUGCUCUUUUCUACCUCACCGCUGCACUUCUUCAGGUGGUAAUAUUGCUGUACAUUUGUCAUUGGAUGAUCCACUUCAUUUGGAAGCUUGGGGAUGACCCUGACAAUGUGGCCAUUCCCUACCUAACUGCCAUCGGAGAUCUCCUAGGCACAGGUUUCCUCGCCAUUGCUUUCCAUCUUCUGUAUCUUGUGGGAGAUAAAGACGCGGAUCUCGGAGAUUAAACUCACGGAGCCGGAGAUUAAACUCAAGGAGCCAGAGAUUAAACUCACGGAGGCAGAAUGCUUGAAUAAAUGGCAAUAAUAUCUGAUAUUGAACUCAUGAAGCAAGAAAGCUCUGAUAAAUGGCAAGCUCAAAGAUAAUAAUCGACAAUGAAUCCAUGAUGAGGUUAAAGUGCUAUAAUAUAUGCCAUAAUUUUUUCCCCAUGAAAGUUGUUAAUGAAUGUUUAUUUUGUAAGCAAUGGUUUUUAAAUAAGAAAAUUCCCCAGUUGAUCCCUUGUCUUCCUGUUAUCCAUGGCAUUGAAAUGACUUUUAUUUGCAUUUAUUUACGUCAUUUUAAAAGAAUAAAAACUGUGACUGUAGUAUUGUUUAUUGAUAAGUGAAAAAAUACUCUGAAGAAAAUCUAGUCAGUCUAAAGUAUGUGUUGAUUCUGUGCUGUAGAAGACAGGCAGUAGUAGAUUAAUAAUGAAAAUAUGUGCAAUCAUGCUUUGAUGUUUUAAAGAAUUUAAUUUUUAAGCUUUAUGUUAACUUAUUCACCUUGAAGAAGCUUAGUUGGGCAAUUGAAAUUGAUUUAUAGGGUAUUAAAGCAAUUAUGUAAUCUUUGUUGAAGACGUUGCUGAUCAUUUUAAAAAGAACUCCAAUAAUUUACAAUUCACAAUGUAUGUACCUUUUGCAUGAAACAUGGGUCUUAAUAUAAUCUGGAGAAUAAUAUGAAUAAAAAAAUAAUCUUGGUUAUGGAGCCUAGCUUAGUAUAAUGUGAUAAUAUGCGAUAUUCUAUGCAGAUGUAUACAAGAUACAGGGGAUGUAAGCAAAUUUUUCUGUGUUACAUACUUAACUCUGUGUGUUUUAUUUACUUGUUCGGCCACAAAACAUGACAGUUUCUAUGAUGGAUUUGAUAAACAGAGUAUAUAUAUAUUUUUGAUGUACAUUUAACUAGUAGAUGCUAUUUUUCAGUCCUUGUUUCUGUGUACAUUGUUUUACUUAUUUAGACCUAUUGUUUGGAGAGGGUUAUUUAUUAAAUGUAUCAACUAAGACAAUAAGCUGUGAUGUCAUAAGUGUUCUUUGUCAGGUCAAAGGUCACCGUCAUGUCAUAGAUCACGAUCCUGUUAGGAGUCUAAUUUUGUCAAGUUUCAAUUGUUGCCUGCUAUGCAUGUAUGUUUUUCAGUAUUUAAGAUCCCAGAUCUUGUAUCACAUUGCCAUAUCAGAAUCACCGUACAUGUACUAGUUUAUAGAUAUACAGUAGUUUUGCCUAUCCCCAUGUGUUACAGAACCAGGGGUGCGUUUUACGAAGGAACUUACGACUAAGACCAAAAAGUUAGGUUAAUUGUAAAAUCUUGCAAAAUGAAUUAUUCUGUGAAAAACUGAUUGUGUACAAAUAUCUUUCUUAAUUCUUUAUUUAAAAGAUUCAAGUCAUUUUCAAAUAAAUGUAAAUUAGAAAGUUAUUCACAAAAUUACAUUUUGGUCUUAGUCGUAAGUUCUUCUGUAAAAUGGAGCCCAGCACUGUAGAUUAAUGAUAUCAUAUGAAUAUACACUGUAAAUAAUCCUGAUGUUUUAUGAGUGAUUUUAAUUCUUGAUCAGUCUGUGAUAUAAUAAUAUUGAGUAAAAGGGAGGUUGUAUUUGAAGUUGAAUGAUUUGGAAUAAUAUUUUGUUAAUGUAAAUUCACACGAAGGUAAAUCAAGUUUCAACAUGUCUUUGUCUUUAGAAGAUUCAAUAUACUUAAUUUAAAUAUAUUAAAUUCUGAUUUAAUUCUGUUGUAUAUAAUAUUGAAACUUUUAAGUUAGGUUUUUGAUAUUUUGGUAUUUUGCAAUUCCUCAAACGUUUGACACAUUCCUCAAGCUCCUUGUUCAGAUUUACCCAUACUUUAACUGUUAUGGUCCUUUCUGUAUUUUAUGAUUUUAUGUCAACCAAUUAAAUAUAAGGAAAGAUGA